CAGCAAAAGCUCGCGGCGGAGAAAUCGCUGCGAAGUAACGUGCGGGGGGCUGCGGCGGGGCUGGGCGAGGCCACGCGUCCCCCCCUGCAGCCCGCGUCCCAUGCCGUCUGGCGUGGGGCAGCCGGAGGGGGCUCAGGGAGGAGCCCAGGGUGGGUUUAGGCUGGCGGGGGGUGGCGUUUCUGCAGAGCUCGCCUUUCCCCCGGCGACGCUGCUGGCAGUGUUUUCCCUCGUUUUGCGCCGAUGUUUCCAGCGGAGGGUUUGGCCUUGGAGCCAAAAGCCUGACGCCGGCUUGAGCACCAGCGCGUGCAGCUGCGCCCUGCUGGGUACCAGCCCGCGUCGGGUCUGUGGCCAGGUUUGGAGGGGAAACAGUUGCUUUUUAACCCCAGCUCUCCGGAGAGAGCAGAUGCUCCGCAGGGCAACGUUCGGCUGAAAACCGAGGGGCGCCUGGGGUGGAGGAGCAGUUUCCCUAGAAAUGCUGCAGCCAACCCUUGUCCAGGGGAGCAGGGGGAGCUCUGAGCUCCCUGCCAUGCCCCAAAGUGCCACCCCCUCUCUCCACCCCUGCCUGGCACCUGGCUUCCCCCCCCUUCAGCAUCAUCACCCGGGGGGGUGCUGAGGGCACCCUGGUUGCCGUGACCCCCAGGGUGGGUGCAGCCUCCCAGCUCGCUGCGAGCGUCAUCGCUGCCGUGGCUGUUGGCUGGUCCCCCCAGCAGCAGGCCUGGCGGGAGGGACCUCUCGGGGUCUCUUUGGCAGGUGAGCAGGUGGAAGAGCUCCGGUUACAAAACGAGGAGCUCAAGGCCAAAAUCACAUCACUGGAAGAGCAACUGAAAAAGGAAGAGGAGAAGCAUGAGGGCGUAGUCAAGAGCCUGGAGCAGAAAGCAAUGCUGGACAAGGAGAGCCUGAUGAAGGAGAUGGAGCAGCGGGUGGAAGCUUUGGCAACUGAGACGCACAGGAGGAUGUCUGAGACCACCCAACAGGUCAUCCAGGAGAAUGUGGCCCUCAGGGCCCAGCUGGGCAGGUUGAACAGCUACAACAGGGACCUCCUGAAGGAUAACGAGGAGCUCCAGGCAGUCAUGCGUGACCUGAAGAUCCAAGUGGAUCUCCUGAAGGACAGGGAGAAGGAGAUGGCCAGGCGCAUGGUCUGCAACCGCAAGGUGAUCUCGAUGCUGACCACGUUAUGUGAGAUGCUGCAGGGGCUGGGGGACGAGGCGGCGUGGAAGAAGGUCCAGUGCCAGCUGGAGCAGCUGAAGGAAGCAGCAGCGGUGCUGCGCUGUGAGGAGGAGGACUCACGAGCCACGGUGAGGAAGAUCAUGUCUGAACAGCAGUGCCAGCCCGGGGCCUCAGAAGAGAUGGGGCUCAUGGGGAGCGUGGAGAAUAUUCUGAGCAAGGGAAGAGCCAACAGCAGGGACCCCAGGGAGAGGCCGUCGGAGAGGAUGGGAAAAUCCCAGCACUGGGCCAAGCUGCGGAACAGGUUGAUGAUGCAGGAGCUGUCAGAGUCCCCGGCUGCAGGGUUGCUGCUGGCUUUGAAGGAUAGCAAGACCCAUGAGCUAAACACACCCAAAAGCAGCUCCAGCCAGGUGCAUCCCGCCUUGCCCCCAGGAGCUUUCCCCGGGAUCUCCAACAAGGCGCCCUCCAAGAUGCAGCUGCUUGUGUCCCACCUCAUGCAUACGCUGAGAGGCUCCGGCCACCUUCCCGGGCUACCCAUCCCGGCACCGCCUGAGCCCCUGCCGCAGCCUGAAGGCGAGACACCAGGCAGAGCUGGGGGAACCCUCGGAGGGGCCUUCUGCCUGCCAACACUCACCCCUACCCCUCUGGAAGCUUCCCUCCAGCCUGGGCUGGAGGAACAGGGACAAGAACAUUGAUUUGAGCCCAACCAUGUCCCCUAUCUGCCACAUUUGAACUGUGCGUACCGCCAGUGAUGACUUUUAGUCCAUGAGAUGGACAGGAAGAUGCCCAGAGCUCCAGCCUGGACCAGCCCAGCAGUCAGGGACAGCCAGAGUUCGGCUGGCAGUGCAGGGGGGAGCACGACGGGAGCCUGCCCUGCAGGCAAAGGAGCAGGGCAGAGCUGGGGCUGUGGGUUUAUUUCACGUCUGUGCAAAACUGCCUUAUAAAACCACUGCAGAGAUUUGCGCGGGA
Molecule: messenger RNA, 2133 nt
Organism: Dromaius novaehollandiae (emu)
Lineage: Eukaryota; Metazoa; Chordata; Aves; Casuariiformes; Dromaiidae
Exons: 6
Coding region: 879-1859 (326 amino acids)
Cellular component (GO): ciliary basal body; cilium
Molecular function (GO): microtubule binding
Source: RefSeq, a predicted model, not a curated record